CAGUCACACUCAUCUGUGAUUUUUCUCAAACAACCUCAAAGUUACAUCUCGCGUUUCUACACGCAGCUUACUUUCCUGGACUUGGGAGAGCUUCCCCGCACCGACAGCUGCACAGCAUCAUGUACGUCGCGAAUGGGCAUAUUCUCGGAAGGAUACAUUUUCAGAAAGAAACAGUCGAGCUAACAAAGAUUCUCAUUACCAUUAGGCGCAUCACCGUAAGCGUUAUCCGCCCGGAUCAGGCAGAUGCCGAUAUUAUCUCCCUCGAAGUCGGAGCAGAUAUGACGGUCGAGCUCUUAAAAGCCAUUGUUGAAAGUGAAACCUCGAUACCGCCCAACGCGCAGCGACUCGUAUACAACAACCAGCUCCUCGGGGAUGACUCCCGUACACUCGAGCAAGUCGGCAUCGGUGAGGGGGAUAUGCUCGGUGUCCAUGUGACGCUGCGAGCACCCCCCGCGCCAACCCGAAGCAUAGGAGGCCCCAGCUCUGCUGCCGCACAACAGAGUCUGCAGCGACGCCAGGCCAUGACUCCAGAUCCCGAGACAAUCCGUCUACAUAUUUUGGGUGACCCUCGUGUGCGGGAAGCCGUCCGAAGGCAGAACCCGGAGCUGGCAGAUGCUGCCAAUGAUGCACAGCGAUUCCGUGAGGUCCUCACCCGACAACAAACCCGCGAGGCCCAACUGGAGGCGGAGAAGGAAGCGCGGAUUGCCAUGUUGAAUGCCGACCCAUUCAAUCCCGAGAACCAAAAGCAGAUCGAAGAGAUCAUUCGUCAAAAUGCUGUGACGGAAAACCUACAUAAUGCAAUGGAGCAUCACCCGGAGUGUAAGUCGGGCCUGCAAGUCUUCAACGUAUGCAGAGCUGGUCGUUAAACAAGCAGCACAGCAUUCGGUCGCGUAACCAUGUUAUAUAUCCCUGUCGAGGUCAACGGCCACAAACUGAACGCCUUUGUCGAUUCUGGUGCACAGGUC
Messenger RNA from Aspergillus saccharolyticus JOP 1030-1, 965 nucleotides. RefSeq names its product putative DNA damage-inducible v-SNARE binding protein Ddi1 (gene ddiA). The transcript has a single exon. Bases 120 to 866 code for a protein of 248 amino acids. The record is from RefSeq and is a predicted model, not a curated record. Gene Ontology annotation, molecular function: protein binding. Lineage: Eukaryota; Fungi; Ascomycota; Eurotiomycetes; Eurotiales; Aspergillaceae.